Molecule: messenger RNA, 1167 nt
Organism: Caenorhabditis remanei
Lineage: Eukaryota; Metazoa; Nematoda; Chromadorea; Rhabditida; Rhabditidae
Exons: 9
Coding region: 1-1167 (388 amino acids)
Biological process (GO): protein dephosphorylation
Molecular function (GO): protein serine/threonine phosphatase activity
Source: RefSeq, a predicted model, not a curated record
AUGGAGGACGGGUUCGUCGAUCAAUACUCCGCCAACACCGAUGCAGGUAUUGGCACAGUGCACAGCUGCCGCUAUUCAAAACAAAAGAAGCCAGUGCAGAACAACGACUUCCUAUCGUGCUCAACAUGUAUUAACAAUGGUCCUAUAAAGGUGUAUGGAAUCUUCUCUGGAUUCAAUGGAGGUGAUUACACUGCGAAGUUUGUCAUGAACAGAUUAGUUUAUGAGCUAUUCCAAGAAAAUCCUAUAUCUCCAAACCUUCUACCCUUUCAAGUUUGCGAGGAAUUCCGAAGAAAAUUUGAAAACACUGCGGAAAGAUAUUUACUAUCAAGCGCAGAUGCUCUAAAUGAGCGUUUACUAAAAUUGGAGGACCAGUCAGAAGGCGGGAAGAACGCAGUGUCGAGAAUAAAUCAAAAGAUACGACAAGGAACCACUGCACUAGUUGUCAUGAUCAUUAACCAAGACCUUUACGUGCUAAACUGCGGCAGUUCUUUAGCACUUGCAAUGAAUAGUGAAAACGAAGUGAUUCAACUCAAUACAAACCUACAUAAUAACGACAACCCGAAUGAAAUUCAAAGGAUAAAAUCACUUGGAAUAGAUCCGGAUACUGUUCUAUCCCCCACAAGAGCAAUAGGUGAUUUGAAAAGAACACAUUUGUUUGAGGAGACCGAAGCGUUCAAAAAUGCAAAAGGACCACCUGUUAUAUCGACGCCGGAUGUGCAAUAUUUCAGGAUUGAUCCUUCAUGGCGGCACAUAGUUCUACUAUCCGAUGGAGUGGUACAAAAUCUAAAGGAAGUAGAAGUGGAGAAUAUAGCGACAGAAGUAUCUGUCCGAUUGAUUGAGGACCACACUUUGACAAGUACAGCGCAGGCGUUAGCUGACUCGUUUGCAAGAAAACAUCUUGAUGCUUUCAUAACGAUGACUGACGACAAUUGUGUCAUCAGCAACCACCGCGAAGAGAUGACCGUGAUCUAUGUGAAACUUCCAGAAGUGAAUGCACCUGCAGAACUCUAUGAAACAGUAGACUCUGCUUUCUCCACAAUGGAAUCCACCAACACUACAAUGUUCGAACCUUGCUCUAUACCUUACGUGGAUGCAGUCGGAUUCCAUUCUGGUCGUAAUUAUGACAAAAUGAGAAAGUUUAUAUUGAUGUCGAAAGCUCCGAAGUAA